AUGAUCCUUUCGACCCGCCUCCCCGGCUCGAUCUUGGACAAGAAGGGCCAACCGUCGGAGAAGACGGCCGUCUUUUGCGGUUGCUCUUGUCCCAUGCGCAAACCAGACUUGUGCGUCGCGCUCUUGAUUUUUAUUUGGAACCGGUUGUACAGACAGGCCCGGCAUGGGUUGGAUCAAAACGACGACAAACGUCCCCACGUUGACGUCUUCGUGUCAGGAACGCGGGCCCAGACGAGCGGCCCUAUUCGGCCAAAGAUCAGAGAUCAGAAGACGUGA
Molecule: messenger RNA, 276 nt
Organism: Colletotrichum higginsianum IMI 349063
Lineage: Eukaryota; Fungi; Ascomycota; Sordariomycetes; Glomerellales; Glomerellaceae
Exons: 1
Coding region: 1-276 (91 amino acids)
Source: RefSeq, a predicted model, not a curated record